Messenger RNA from Dioszegia hungarica, 1035 nucleotides. Its product is annotated as terpenoid cyclases/protein prenyltransferase alpha-alpha toroid. Gene Ontology annotation, cellular component: CAAX-protein geranylgeranyltransferase complex. The transcript is spliced from 8 exons. Bases 1 to 1035 code for a protein of 344 amino acids. The record is from RefSeq and is a predicted model, not a curated record. Gene Ontology annotation, biological process: protein geranylgeranylation. NCBI's taxonomy places the organism in Eukaryota, Fungi, Basidiomycota, Tremellomycetes, Tremellales, Bulleribasidiaceae. Gene Ontology annotation, molecular function: CAAX-protein geranylgeranyltransferase activity.
AUGGCGACUUCCGGGCAGCGCACGUUCAAGCGAAACGCACAUAUCAAUUACUUCUUGCGCUGUCUGGGAGCACUGCCGGCGUCGGCAGAAGGGCACGAUUCGAACCGGAUAACGAUCGCCUACUUCUGCUUAUCGGGACUGGAUCUUCUAGGUGCUCUGGAGAAGAAGACUACGGAAGAGCAGCGGAAAGGCUGGGUGGAGUGGAUAUGGUCUCUGCAAGCUCCUGAGGGCGGAUUCCGCGGAUCGACAUAUAUGACCACCUCAAAUCCUGAGACAUCCCCGGGUCAUCUUCCCUCCACAUACACCGCACUCCUCUGCCUCGCCAUCCUCCGAGCGCCAUUAGACCGGCUGAACAGACCCGGCCUGAAGGCAUUCCUGCGGCGCUGUCAAGCUCCGGACGGAUCCUUCUCGCCACUCCCUCGUACAUCCAGCUCCCACACCACAGACUUUCAGAGUGACCUACGGAUGACCUACUGCGCAGUGGUCAUAGCCGAUAUCCUCAAAGACGUGUCCGCGUUUGACCGGUCGUCCUGCAUCUCUUUCAUGAACCAAUGUCGCACCUGGGAAGGAGCUUAUGCGUCUCGCGCUGGUGUGACUGAGGCACAAGGCGGAACAACGUACUGCGCUGUCGCGUCGCUAUCGCUUUUACAGCCCGACACGCCAAAUCGGGAAGAUACCAUACGGUGGUCGACCCAGCGCCAGCUCGGCGGGUUUCAGGGCCGUCCCGGAAAGCUACAAGAUGUUUGCUAUUCAUUUUGGAUUGGUGCCGCUCUAGGAAUACUAGGUCAACCGGAUCUGCUCGACUCAACAUUAAAUACCGCCUUUCUCCUUUCCGCUCAAUCCCCACUAGGCGGUUUCGGGAAAGAGCCAGACGACUACCCGGACCCCUAUCACUCCUACCUAGCUCUGGCCGCACUUGCUCUUACGCCAGACCCAGACCUCGACCUCAAGCCCCUAGAUGCGAGAUGGAACAUCAGCCGAGAUACUGCAGACUGGCUAAGAGAGGAGAUAAGAGAACAAUCGUUAGAUACAUAG